CCCUUUCCUUCUUUCCUCUUGUGGUAGGGCAUCUACCCUUUCAUUUUGUCUCCCAACAUCAAGCUUCCCGUCGCUCUCUCUAUCCUUUCCUCCCUUUAUCCCUCUCCUCUCCGAGCCGAUCCAGUUCAUCCCUAUGACGGAUCUCCGCCGGCGAUCCUAAUAUGGCUUCUUCCGCCGAGGCCUUCACGAAGGCCGGCUACGGAAAUGAACCGGGGCAAGCAUUCCCCUCCGACUCCGCCGCUGGAACAGGAUCUGAGGACGCGCUGUAUUCUGAGCUAUGGCACGCCUGCGCCGGCCCUCUGGUGACCCUUCCUCGGCAAGGGGAGAAGGUUUUCUACUUCCCCCAAGGGCAUAUUGAGCAGGUGGAGGCUUCCACUAAUCAGGUGGCCGACAAGCAGAUGCGAGUUUAUGAGCUGUCGUCUAAGAUCCUUUGCCGCGUGAUUAAUGUCCAGUUGAAGGCCGAACCAGAGACAGAUGAGGUGUUUGCUCAGGUGAUGUUGUUUCCCGAGCCAAGUCAAGAUGAGAAUGCAGUGGAGAAGGAGACUUUGUCGCCUCCACCUCCAAAACCUCAUGUUUACUCCUUCUGCAAAACGUUGACUGCAUCUGACACUAGUACCCAUGGAGGCUUCUCUGUGUUGAGGAGGCAUGCAGAUGAAUGCCUACCUCCCCUGGACAUGCGUCAACAACCUCCUACGCAAGAACUAGUGGCAAAAGACUUGCAUGGGGCGGAGUGGCGCUUCCGCCACAUCUUCCGUGGUCAACCAAGGAGACAUUUGCUUCAAAGUGGAUGGAGUGUCUUUGUUAGUUCAAAAAGGCUUGUUGCUGGGGAUGCUUUUAUUUUCCUGAGAGGGGAAAAUGGCGAAUUACGUGUGGGUGUGAGACGUGCAAUGAGACAACAGGCAAAUGUUCCAUCGUCAGUCAUAUCAAGCCAUAACAUGCACCUUGGUGUCCUUGCAACCGCAUGGCAUGCUCUUACCACUGGAACAAUGUUUACUGUUUACUAUAAACCAAGGACAAGCCCAUCUGAGUUCAUUAUCCCCUACAGUCAAUAUAUGGAAUCUAUUAAAAACAAUUAUUCUAUUGGAAUGAGGUUCAAGAUGAGGUUUGAAGGGGAUGAGGCCCCUGAGCAGAGGUUUACGGGUACUAUAGUCGAAAUAGGAGAUGCUGAUUCCAACCUUUGGCCUGAAUCAAAAUGGAGAUGUCUCAAGGUUCGCUGGGAUGAGAGCACAUCCAUUCCUCGCCCAGAGAGAGUUUCUCCAUGGAAAGUAGAGCCUGCUGUGUCCCCUCCAGUGACCCCUCCAACCAUGUCGAGGGCCAAAAAGUGUAGAUCAAAUGCUUUAGGACCUUCUCCUGAUUCUUUUGUUCAGGCAAAAGAAGCAACCACAGAACUUUCCCAAGGUCAUGGAGCUUCCAGAGUUUUUCAGGAUCAAGACAUCAUGCUGUUUAGAGGCAAUUUGAUUGAUGGUAAUGUGUUGAACUUUGCAGAGAAGUCCAUGAUACAACCUCCACCUGAUGAGGGACUAAAAAAAAAUGCUUCCUGCCAGAGACGGAUUGAUUCAGAUAACCUCACUGAAUUAACUAGGCCAACGCAUAAUUAUGUAAACAUAGGAUUUCAGAAUUUUGAUGAUUCACAUAGGCCCUUUUCUGCCCAAGUUGCUCCAAGUCCAAGUGCCAGAAGUUCACUGAUAAAUUUUUUUCAUCACCAAAAUGAAGAACCAGCCUUGCAUCCAGAUCAAUCUCCUUUGAUGGCCUGCAAUCAUUCCUUUGAAACAGUGUCAAACUUGAAGAUGCAUGAUAACGAGAUGCCUUAUUUUGAUACUCAGAAUGUCAAAUAUGGCAGAUUGAUGGACUAUUAUCAAACACAAGGCAUUAGGGCUCAGAAAAAUCUACCUAAUAGGUCAAUGCAUUUACAAUUGGCUUCUCAAUGUGAAAUCAUAUCCUCGCCAAGGUUGAUAAAACCUCAUCCAUUGACUGUACUGUCUGAUGAGAUCACACAACCCAAAGAAAGGGAGAGCUGCAAAUUAUUUGGUUUUGAUCUCAACAAUACCACUACAAUAUCUUACCAAGGAAUUCCAGGAACAAAUGCUUCAUAUGGGCCAUUAUUAUAUAGCCAAACAACUGCACCAAUAAUCGAGAAAGAUGCCCGAGGAACUUAUUACCUUCCUGAGUUUUCCAAAGAAACAAAGGCUAUUGAUUCCUCUACGGUUGAAAGUGAGAAUGUGGAGUGUGUUCAUCCUUGUCCACCAUCGGAUUUACAGAAGAAGCUUCAAGUUGUGUCAAACAGGAGCUGCACCAAGGUUCAUAAGCAGGGUGUUGCACUUGGAAGAUCUGUUGACUUGACGAAGUUUGAUGGUUAUGACCAAUUGAUCGAGGAGUUAGAUCAGCUAUUUGAAUUCAAAGGAGAAUUGAUGGCCCCAAAUAAAAAUUGGAUGAUUGUAUUUACUGAUAAUGAGGAUGAUAUGAUGCUUGUUGGAGAUGACCCUUGGCAGGAAUUUUGUGCUAUGGUCCGUAAGAUUUUUAUAUACACAAAAGAGGAGGUCCAGAAGAUGGAUUCAAGUACCUUGAACCCAAAAAAUGAAGAUUGUCCUGAUAUGAAAGAGAAUGUCAAGGAAACAAAAGGCAGUCAAUCUGCAUCAUCAUCUAAUUCAAAAAACUCAUAGGCUUAUCCUGCAAUGCUGACGACAUCUUUGCCAUGUGCAAUUCAAUCUUUGUAGGAUCUUGAAGCACAAACAAAGUCAGUCUCAACAAGUAGUUCCAUUAUCUACUUACUGCCGUUGGAUUUAUUAUUAAUUUCACUCGUCAAGGUUUGUUAUGUUUUCAUUUACCAGAGCUAGAAGUGUAAGUACUGCUUCUCUAAUCAUGUAAAUAUAGCUCCUUCGCACUAAAACAAUUAACCCUAUGUGAAAUCGCAUCCUCAUCCCCCUCCACGUGGGAGAUGCUUGUCUAUCUUUAUAAGUGUUUGCUCUAGUGAGUGAUCAUGAAUGAAGUUCUCAUUUACUUUGCGAAGC
This is a messenger RNA of Zingiber officinale, 3008 nucleotides long. Its product is annotated as auxin response factor 7-like. The record is from RefSeq and is a predicted model, not a curated record. Lineage: Eukaryota; Viridiplantae; Streptophyta; Magnoliopsida; Zingiberales; Zingiberaceae. Gene Ontology annotation, biological process: regulation of DNA-templated transcription; response to hormone. Gene Ontology annotation, cellular component: nucleus. The coding region runs from base 162 to 2660 and encodes 832 amino acids. Gene Ontology annotation, molecular function: protein binding; DNA binding. The transcript has 15 exons.